Molecule: messenger RNA, 780 nt
Organism: Chlorella variabilis
Lineage: Eukaryota; Viridiplantae; Chlorophyta; Trebouxiophyceae; Chlorellales; Chlorellaceae
Product: expressed protein
Exons: 2
Source: RefSeq, a predicted model, not a curated record
GCAGGCCGCUCCCCAGCGCCCGUCUCGCCUUGGUUUCGCGUAUUGAGCACCGGCGGCGGGGCAUUGCAUCGCGUGUAUAUCGCUUUUCAGCGUUACAGACUGCGGCAGCCCGGCAGGCAGCGGGAGGCGUACCGUCAGCCAGCAUGGCCAUCCCGCUGCAGCCCGCAGUGGAGCACAAGGCGGUGCGGAAGCAGAUCAAGGCGCUGAGGAAAGUGGCGUCCACGGGGCAGCUGGAUGCGCAAGGCGCCGCGGAGCUGAAGCAGCUCAAGAAGCGCGCCAAGGCGCUCAAGGCAGCAGCCAGCGGCGCCACCGUCGACGGCGGCAGCGGCAGCGACGGCGGCGAGGCUACGGCGGAGCAGGCGGCUGCGCCGCUGCCCGCGGGCAAGGCGGGCAAGGCGGGCAAGAAGAAGCGGAAGCAGGUCGCGGGCGAGGGCGAGGCGGGCGAGGCGGCGGCCACGCCGGCCAAGCCGUCUGAGCAGCCGCAGCAGCCGGCCGCAGCGCAGCAGCAGCAGCCCUCCAAGAAGAAGCAGAAGAAGGCAGCGGCUGGUGGUGCUGCUGCUGGCGCCAGCACUGGUGCCGGGGCGCCGCCUGCAGGCGUUAUGGCCGAGGUGGGGGACCGCAAGCUGGCAGCCAGCCGCCCCGCGCUGGUCAAGGCUCUGUACAGCGAGGCGGCUGACGUGGCGGCCAUGUCAGACGCUGACGUGGCGGCGUGGCGCAAGGAGCGCCAGACCGCGGUGGAGGGAGCCCCGCUGCGCCCCAUCACCAAGUUUUCGCAGUCGG